This is a messenger RNA of Brassica oleracea var. oleracea, 1306 nucleotides long. Its product is annotated as 4-hydroxy-tetrahydrodipicolinate synthase 1, chloroplastic-like. Bases 124 to 1212 code for a protein of 362 amino acids. Gene Ontology annotation, molecular function: 4-hydroxy-tetrahydrodipicolinate synthase activity. The transcript has 3 exons. NCBI's taxonomy places the organism in Eukaryota, Viridiplantae, Streptophyta, Magnoliopsida, Brassicales, Brassicaceae. The record is from RefSeq and is a predicted model, not a curated record.
CCCAAUGCUCCUAAUACGACGUCGUUAGUAAAAGACCUAAAGUAUACACUCCUCUCCCGCCGCUUUCUUCUUCGGCCGGAAUCUGACGUCAGCAUAAAUUCGCGGUGGUUUUUACGUUGAAAGAUGGCAGCUUUGCAAGGUUACGGCUUGAUCUCCACGAACUCUCCCCUCCAUUUCCCUCGUACGCAUCAAUUCAAGAGAAAGAAUGCGAGAUGGGUCUCUCCAAUAGCAGCUGUAGUACCUAACUUCCAUCUCCCAAUGCGCAGUCUCGAGGAUAAAAACAGGACGAACACAGAAGACAUAAGGUCACUUAGAGUUAUCACAGCCAUCAAGACACCGUAUCUCCCCGACGGAAGAUUCGACCUCGAAGCAUACGACUACCUAGUCAACACGCAGAUAGAAAAAGGCGCUGAAGGUGUGAUCGUCGGUGGUACAACCGGUGAAGGCCAGUUGAUGAGCUGGGAUGAACACAUAAUGCUCAUAGGCCAUACCGUGAACUGUUUCGGCGCAAGAAUCAAAGUCAUUGGGAACACUGGAAGCAACUCCACCAGAGAAGCUAUACACGCAACUGAGCAAGGGUUCGCCGUUGGAAUGCACGCUGCUCUCCACAUAAACCCUUACUACGGCAAAACAUCUAUUGAAGGCAUGACUGCUCACUUUCAAACCGUUCUUCCCAUGGGACCGACGAUUAUAUACAAUGUGCCGGGAAGAACUAGUCAAGAUAUACCUCCACAUGUUAUCUUUAGGCUCUCUAGGAACGCUAACUUGGCUGGUGUUAAGGAAUGCGUGGGUAAUAACCGAGUUGAAGAGUAUACUGAGAAUGGUGUUGUUGUGUGGAGUGGUAACGAUGAUCAGUGCCAUGACUCUAGAUGGGAUCAUGGAGCUACUGGAGUUAUAUCGGUUACUAGCAACUUGGUUCCAGGUUUGAUGAGGAAGUUGAUGUUUGAAGGUAGAAACUCGGCGUUGAACGCACAGCUUCUGCCUUUGAUAGAUUGGGUGUUCCAAGAACCGAAUCCUAUUGGUGUUAACACAGCUUUGGCUCAGCUUGGAGUUGCGAGGCCGGUCUUUAGGUUACCUUAUGUGCCGUUGCCUAUGUCCAAAAGGGUUGAGUUUGUUAAACUUGUGAAGGAGAUUGGAAGAGAGCAUUUUGUAGGGGGGAGAGAUGUUCAGGUGCUUGAUGAUGAUGACUUCAUUUUAAUCGGUCGGUAUUAGAUGUCUAUUGGUUAUGUUCAUUUUUAGCUUAUGGAUCGUAUGGUUGCCCUGUUCUGUUUGCUAUUUUGUAAUGAAUCUGGUUUCUAUUUUUUUU